Molecule: messenger RNA, 2408 nt
Organism: Lindgomyces ingoldianus
Lineage: Eukaryota; Fungi; Ascomycota; Dothideomycetes; Pleosporales; Lindgomycetaceae
Exons: 6
Coding region: 392-2401 (669 amino acids)
Molecular function (GO): FAD binding
Source: RefSeq, a predicted model, not a curated record
CAUCCUUUGAACGCCCCUCUAUUCCGUUCUUUCGCCCUGCAUUCCGCUCUACCCAAUCCCUAGUCUCGAGACAUCCAAACACGAGUGCAUCAUCCGGCCGCUUGGCGCGUAGUGGGGUAAGAUGCCCGCAGUGGGAUCCGUGACCCACUCCUCACCACCAAAGAUGUGUUUGUUUGGACCCCGAUGUUCAUUGCCGCGGUGAACAGAAUUCUGGGCGUAGAGCUGUGCCGUGCGGAUGCAUAUAUUUCGGUCUACCCCGUUUGAUGGUGCAAGAGGAGGGAUUUUGUCAGUCUUACUCUUGCAGUCCGUCUCGUGAGGGGCAGCAUAUAAAACAGAGUGACGACAGCAAAUCGAUAGAAAUCCUUGAAAAAUCAACAGCUUGCCUUGCAUAAUGACAGUUCCAUCGACUCCAGAAUCGAAAUGCGACGUGCUUAUCAUUGGCGCCGGACCUGCCGGCCUGAUGAUGGCAGCAUGGAUGGCGCGCUGCGGAAUCCAUGCUCGAAUCGUGGACAAACGCAGUACAAAGAUCUUUUCUGGUCAGGCUGAUGGCUUGCAGAUGCGAAGUUUGGAAAUCUUUGAUAGCUUUGGGUUUGCGGAUCGGGCUUGGAAAGAGGCAAAUCAUAUGAUUGAGAUUUGCAUGUGGAACCCAGGUGCGGACGGUACUAUACGUCGCUCUGAUCGUAUCCCCGAUGUCCCAGUCGGUCUGUCCCGCUUCACGCAAAUCGUCCUACAUCAAGGCCGCAUCGAACGCUUUUUCCUCGACCACAUCAAGAAGUACUCCGACCCCCCCAUCUCGGUCGAGCGCGCCGUUCUCCCCGAGUCCCUCUCCAUCGACGAAACCCUGUGCGAUAACCACUCGGCUGAUUCCUAUCCGAUUAAAGUCACAUUGAGACAUUUGACAGAAGAGGAGGCGACGCCGGCGCAGCAGAGUAAUGGAAACGGAAAUGAUGUCAGGGAUGGGAUGUUUAGAAGCAAUCUUGCGGAAGAUGAUACAGAUGAUUUGAUUCGAAAGAGUCAGGUGAAAGAAGGCGCGGCGGAGGUUGUGAGAGCAAAGUACAUGGUGGGUUGUGAUGGCGCGCAUAGUUGGACGAGGAGGCAGCUGGGGUUUCAGUUAGAAGGGGAACCGACAGAUUUUAUCUGGGGUGUGCUUGAUGUAAUCCCUAUAACCGACUUCCCAGACAUCCGGAUGCGCUGUGCCGUCCACAGCGCCUCCUCAGGCUCUCUCAUGGUUAUCCCCCGCGAAAACAAGCUCGUGCGGCUCUACAUCCAACUCAAUGAAAUCAAGCCCGAUGCCUCAGGCCGUGCUGACAGAUCCCAAAUCACCCCAACCACCAUCAUCACCGCAGCACAGAAGAUCCUCUCCCCUUAUAAAAUCACGUACGAAUACUGCGACUGGUGGACUGCAUAUCAAAUUGGGCAACGUGUCGGCACCAACUUUGACUCCAGAAGCCGAGUCUUUCUAGCCGGCGACGCAGUCCACACGCACUCACCAAAGGCUGGACAGGGCAUGAAUGUCAGUAUGCAAGAUGCGUUCAACCUAGGCUGGAAGCUCGGUCUCGUUGUCAAAGGGAUUGCGAAACCCGAGAUUCUGAAAACAUACCAGAGUGAACGACGACGCGUUGCACAGGACCUCAUCAACUUUGACCACAAAUUCUCACGGCUGUUUUCCGGUAGACCGGCCAAGGAUGUCAUGGAUGAAAGUGGCGUUAGCAUGGCUGAUUUCAAAGACGCGUUCAUUAAAGGGAACCUGUUCGCAUCGGGACUGUCGGUUGAUUACGGCGCUAGCAUGCUCGUUGCUAAAGAAGGUAAUGCCGCACAACAAGGAGAUGGGACUGAUGUCUCCGCAUCUAGGGUCCGCGGGAAGCAAGAGUUGGCGAAGAAGGUGCUAAUGGGAAUGCGGUUCCCGAGUUUCAAAGUGUUGAACCAGUCGGAUGCGCGACCUUGGCAUUUCCAAGAGCGGUUGAAGAGUGAUGGACGUUUCCGGCUUAUCGUCUUCGCUGGAAACGUACUUUCGCCAGCCCAGAAUGAGCGCCUCAAUGCAUUCUGCGGCGCCCUCGCUUCCUCGACAUUCUUGAAACCGCAUCUGUAUACAAACAUUGAUGUUCUAACACUGCAUUCGGCGAAACGCACGGAUACAGAGCUGUUGCGAGAUUUCCCCGAGGUCCUGCAUCCGUUUGACGAGCAUUCUGGCUGGGAUUAUAAUAGCGUGUUUGUGGAUGAUGAGAGCUACCAUGAGGGGUAUGGGGAUGCGUAUGGGAAUUAUGGGGUUGAUAGGGAGACAGGGUGUGUGCUUGUUACGCGGCCAGAUCAGUAUGUAGGAUUUGUGGGAGAGUUGGGUGGGGAGGGGUUUAAGGAGGUAGAGAGGUAUUUUGGGGGAGUGCUUGUUGGGAAAGGAGGGUGAUGGAUAG